AUGAAGUUUUCAAAGGUGAUAUAUGGGGCAGCAAUCAUUGAGGGGAUUGCCAGUGGUGUUGAAGGUAAAAAGAGUUCCAAUCGGCAGGGGAUUAGGAAAUACGACAAGAUCAGUCCCUCGUUAGCGGAAAUCAGGGCUGAUGCGGCGGUGGCGAAGACCAAUACGGAUACGUCUUCUGUGGAGGGUAAAGGGUUUAACAGGUUUCUUGUGAUUUGGUUGGAAAAUACGGAUUUCGAUAAGGCGGCUGGUGAUUCCAAUAUGAAGUGGUUGGGUGAGCACGGUAUAACGUUGAAUAAUUAUUGGGCGUUGACGCAUCCUUCGAUGCCUAAUUAUUUGGCAUCGGUUGGUGGAGAUUACUUUGCUGUGGAUGAUGAUAGAUUUAUUCGGGUUCCAGAAAAUGUUUCUACUGUCGUAGACCUGCUGGACACGAAGGGGAUCUCUUGGAGUGAGUAUCAAGAGCAUCAACCUUAUACAGGGUUCCAAGGGUUUAAUUAUUCCAAUCAGGAAACGUUUGCGAGCGAUUAUGUGAGAAAACAUAAUCCGUUGGUUUUGUAUGAUUCAAUUGUGAAUGAUGAUGACAGGCUAGCAAAUCUGAAGAAUUUCACUCAGUUUUACAAGGACUUGGAGGACGAGAAGUUGCCUCAAUAUGCAAUUAUCACGCCUAAUAUGACCAAUGAUGGACACGAUACCACCAUCAAGUUUGCUGCUGACUGGAGUAGAAGUUUCUUGGAGCCCCUGCUAUCUAAUGAGUACUUUAUGCGUGAUACUCUUGUACUGUUAACUUUUGAUGAGAAUGAUACGUAUACUUCAGCUAACAGGGUGUUUUCCAUUUUGCUUGGUGGUGCCGUACCUGAACAUCUGAAAGGCACUACUGAUGACACUUACUACGACCACUACAGUCAAUUGUCAUCUAUCGAGGCUAAUUGGGACUUACCACAUUUGGGGAGGCAUGAUGUAGACGCCAAUGUUUUCCAAUUUGUUGCUGACAAGAUUGGGGUUACGAAUGUCGACGUGGAAACGACGUACAAGUAUAACAAUUACACCUACAUAGGUUACUUCAAUGAUGUGAACAUUGAAUUCCCUGCUCCAAAUGUUACUGCAAUUAAUAAGAACGGUAAAGGAAUUCUAGACUCAAUCAAGGAGGUUUGGGAAAAGGAGUACGAAAAACAGGUGGCGGGCUCUUAUUUUACUUCAACAACUACUACUGUCACACCAAGCUCUCAUUCAACUGCUGAUAUUAUUGUGCCUGUGGAAACUGUGCUUUCGCAAACAGCAGAUUAUAAUAACGCUAAAGAUGCUAGUUCCUCGGUUACUAGUUCCUCAGUUACUGUUUUCUCGGUUGCUAAUUCCCCAGCAGGUGCAGCAUUUCAGCUGUUACCAGGCAUGCCUUUUUCAGUGCAACUCCUAUUUACAUUAUUGAUAGGAUUCGUUGUCUAA
Molecule: messenger RNA, 1437 nt
Organism: Eremothecium cymbalariae DBVPG#7215
Lineage: Eukaryota; Fungi; Ascomycota; Saccharomycetes; Saccharomycetales; Saccharomycetaceae
Exons: 1
Coding region: 1-1437 (478 amino acids)
Biological process (GO): phospholipid catabolic process
Molecular function (GO): hydrolase activity, acting on ester bonds
Source: RefSeq, a predicted model, not a curated record